AUGGAUUUAGUGGUUAAAAUAAGAGAAAAUAGUAUUCGAACUUCUACGACUCACGUGCUAGCGAUUAUCUUGGUAUUUGUUAUGUUAGCAGUAAUGUUGAUUAAGAUUUGCGGUAAAGCAGCGCAUUUAUUUGGUGUUCAUGGUGUUUUCAAUAGUCCAUCUCCACGAACAGAACCACCUGUAAGGCCACCUCCGCCACCAGUAGCACCUAUUAAUCCUGAGGUUAUUGCCGGUUGA
Molecule: messenger RNA, 237 nt
Organism: Didymodactylos carnosus
Lineage: Eukaryota; Metazoa; Rotifera; Eurotatoria; Philodinida; Philodinidae
Source: the annotation of a GenBank genome assembly